AUGGCAGCAAGCUCCCUGCUUCUUUUUAGCUUAUGCAUUGGUCUCCAAAUUUUCUCUGGAUUCGCUGAUAAACUGGUCUUGAACAUCGAUUGUGGAGCAACGGGUACGCGCAGUGACAGCCUGGGCAUGAAAUGGGUCGGCGACGACGGCUAUAUUAACACAGGCCAAACAGCGAAGGUUAAUACAGACUACCAAGAAUACCAGACCCUCCGUUACUUUCCCUCCCAAAAGAAAAGCUGCUACGUCAUCCCAGGCGUGGCGACGGGAAGGAAACACAUGGUUCGAGCAUCCUUUUUUUACGGUAACUACGAUGGGAAGUCAUCGCCGCCAUCCUUCGAUCUUCAAUUUGAUGGCAACCAUUGGGACAGGACUUCAUCGGACGGGCCCUACCAUUGGGAAGUAAUAUAUGCACCCAAGAGAGACAACAUCAGCGUCUGUGUUGCUCAGACAUCUCCCGACCAGAUACCCUUCAUCUCCGCCCUUGUAAUUAGGGAAUUUAAGCAGGGCAUGUAUGAAACGGAUGGCACAGAAGACUUUCUUCUAACGUGGAGGAGGACAGCCUUGGGAUCGGAAAACUUUGUAAUGUACCGUGAUGAUCCUUACGAUCGUUACUGGCAUCCAUCAAAUAGUACGAUCGAUGGCGUAAUUAAUGUAACGAGAGACAACAUGAGCUUCAACAAUAACUUCCCGGAUAUUCCGGGACUGGCAUUAGCCCACGCCAUAACACCAGCGUCCAGCAAUGCCACGACUCUGACAGUCCCAUCGUCGGAGACGGACCUGGGUGAUGAUACAUAUUACUACAAUUUCUAUUUCUACGAAGUGUUAGAGGCAGCUUACCAAAAUAAGAGCAGGUCUUUCGAUUUCCUUGUUGAUGGCGAAAAACUUAACAACAACGGUUCUAUAAUCCCACCUUAUCAGUCAUCUCCGUUGUCUCAGUACAAUCACGUCGGUCGGAGACUGACUGCUGGAUCGGUCAUUUCCUUGGUCAACACACCAGAUGCUUCCCUUCCUCCCAUCCUCAACGCCAUGGAGCUUUUUAAACUCAGGACAGGACUUGCUGACGGAACUAGCACAAACGAUGUGAAGGCGUUGGAGGAGUUACAAGGUCAAUAUGAACAGCUUCAGUCAUGGGCAGGUGAUCCAUGCCUUCCAGCAGGGUCCACUUGGGAUUGGCUCAACUGCAGUGCUGACAAUCCACCACGCAUUACUGAACUGCACCUUACCGGAUCAGGCUUGAACGGCAGCCUUCCAGACUUCAGCGGCUUGGCUGCACUUGAGAUAAUUACAAAUGGGAACAAGCUCACUGAAGUCAAUCCAAGUCCACUCUCAAAUAGGAAGCUGAUGAUUGUUGGAGUAUCAGUUGGCAUGGUUAUCUUAUUUCUAUUGCUAGUUGGUUGUGUUGUCAAUGCACGCCCUCUAAGCCAACAUCUUAGGCCAUCACUCAAUGUUGUGUCUGAGAAUAAUGCAGAGAACCAUCUCAAGCAACAAGCUGGUUGCAUUCAAUUGGAGCAAAAUCAUGCAUUCACCUAUGAAGAGAUUGUCAAGAUUACACAAGACUUUGAAAUCCUUAUUGGUAAUGGAGGAUCUGGUUCUGUUUAUUAUGGAUGCCUUAAUAAUGGCAAUGAAGUUGCAGUCAAGGUAUUGAAAGAUUGGCAAGAACAAGGAUCUAAAGAAUUUGUCGCAGAGGUCAAGUUGUUAAUGACAGUGAAUCACAAAAACCUUGUAUCAUUUAUUGGAUUUUGUGAUGAAGGCAUGAAUAUGAUUGUACUCUAUGAGUACAUGCAGAAUGGAAGCUUGAAAGACAUCUUAUCAAGAGCAGAACUUGUAACAUGGAAGAGGCGGCUGCAAAUAGCGUUGGAUGUUGCAACAGGUUUGGAUUAUCUACACUCAGGUUGCCAACCCUCCAUAAUUCAUAGAGACAUAAAAAGCACAAACAUACUUCCUAAUGAACGAUUAGAAGCCAAGGUAGCAGACUUUGGAAUUUCCAGGGCUGUGGAGAAGACUCAAAUAUCAACCAUGAUUGUUGGUACACCUGGAUAUAUUGAUCCUGAGUACUCAGAAAUAAGCAUUCUUACAAAAAAAAGUGACGUUUACAGCUUUGGUGUGGUUCUUUUUGAGCUUAUGUGCGGUCGGAGAGCCAUAUUUGACAAUAUUGAGGAGCACUGUCAUAUAGUUGAAUGGGCAAGAUCAAAGAUUGUGAGGGGUGAAGUAGAGAGCAUUAUUGACCCAAGGAUUAAAGGGCAGCACAAAAUAAAUUCUGUGUGGAAGGUAGCAGAUAUAGCAUUAGCAUGUACUGCACGAAGGUCUGUUGAGCGGCCAAACAUGGAUAAUAUUCUAAAGGACUUGAAUGAGGCGAUGGAGAUCGAGACUGGUUAUUAUGCUUUUGAUGUUACAAGGACAGAAGUGACGACCAUUUCAAUGUGUUCUGUUGAAACACCUAUUUCAAGUGCAAAUCAUCCAGAACAUCCUAUAGCAAGGUAG
Nymphaea colorata (pocket water lily) is the source of this 2481-nucleotide messenger RNA. RefSeq names its product probable leucine-rich repeat receptor-like protein kinase At2g28990. Lineage: Eukaryota; Viridiplantae; Streptophyta; Magnoliopsida; Nymphaeales; Nymphaeaceae. The coding region runs from base 1 to 2481 and encodes 826 amino acids. The transcript has 11 exons. Gene Ontology annotation, molecular function: ATP binding; protein kinase activity. The record is from RefSeq and is a predicted model, not a curated record. Gene Ontology annotation, biological process: protein phosphorylation.